Molecule: messenger RNA, 1290 nt
Organism: Batrachochytrium dendrobatidis JAM81
Lineage: Eukaryota; Fungi; Chytridiomycota; Chytridiomycetes; Rhizophydiales
Exons: 3
Coding region: 1-1290 (429 amino acids)
Biological process (GO): protein ubiquitination
Cellular component (GO): cytoplasm
Molecular function (GO): ubiquitin protein ligase activity
Source: RefSeq, a predicted model, not a curated record
AUGUCUUUCAACAAUGCCUUGGCCGACCUGGCUGAUGCAAACUCUGACGAGCCAUUACUAUUGACCAUUUCUUUUAUAGUCCGCACUGGGCCGUUGGGUGAGCUCAUUCAUGGUCCUGUUGUUUCCACAGAGACCACUGCCAACACUCUUGCAGAUAUGACUGUCACAGACCUUGCUGCGCUUGGAGAUGUCAACACUCCGACACUGGAUACAGGGCCUGCCACUAGUCUGGAUGCCAGUACUCUUGUUCAAGAAGAAACUGCUGCUACUAAUCCACUGACUAUAGGACUGCUGGACAACUUUCUGGGUCAUGAAAGACCAUUUACAUUCUCAUUGGGAUCAGUUAGAGAAACGAGUCGAAUGCCUUAUAUGCCAAACCUUCGUCCACUUCCACAUAGGAGACGAGCUCUUUUGACUGCUUUCAUUUCAGAAUCACUAGAAAGUAUGGCUCCUUUACUCUAUAACAUGCUGCUGACUCGUAUGGUACAGGAAGGUGCUGGACUAUUAGGUCAUCAGCCGCAUUUGCAAGGCCAGCCUCCAGCUGCUGAAUCUUCAAUCCUGGCUCUACCCAUUCUACACUCGCUAUCAGAAAAACGUCGUUUAAAGCAUAAACUAUGUGCUGUUUGUCAAGAAGACUUUCCUCGAUCAUCUACCACUCCCCCAGUGACUGAAUCCCAAUCUGAGCCAUUUGAUGUUCAGAAAGAAAGCCACACUUUAGAUUUACUGCCUGGUUUGAAUGACCCUUCUUUUAAGCUGUCUGAAAAACCUCUAUUCAUUCGUAUGCCUUGCAGACACAUCUUCCAUCAAGACUGUAUCUCCACAUGGCUCAAGACAAGCUGUACUUGUCCUAGUUGUCGAUAUGAGAUAUUGACCGAGAAUCAGGAUUAUAAUAUUGGAAUUGCUGAACGCAUGCUUGAUCGAAAUAUGGCUUUGCUAGACGAACAAGAUACUGAUCUGGAAGAUGAAAUGACCGACGCAUCAUCAACGCUUGCAAAUACCAUCACUACACAAAUACCAAGCAAGCGAAAGAGAAGUGAAAGCACAGAGGUUAGUAGCGGUGUUGUCACUCCAGAGACGCUUGAACUUGCCAAUGAAGAGCUAUCUACACCGGCAAGAUUUAUACUACAACCGUCACAGCGCAACACUUUACAGGCUCGUUCAGAGACUAACAUGAGUGUUCUUGUCCCCUCUAUAAAUCACAUUCGCAGUACUCGCGCUAGUCAUGCAUCAACACCAUCUACUCGUACACUACAGAGUCGACGUCUUUCCAAGGGUCGUUCAUCUAAAUAA